Punctularia strigosozonata HHB-11173 SS5 is the source of this 4064-nucleotide messenger RNA. RefSeq names its product TBC-domain-containing protein. The coding region runs from base 18 to 3875 and encodes 1285 amino acids. The record is from RefSeq and is a predicted model, not a curated record. The transcript has 7 exons. NCBI's taxonomy places the organism in Eukaryota, Fungi, Basidiomycota, Agaricomycetes, Corticiales, Punctulariaceae.
AAAUCAGAAUCCUCGCAAUGGACGGCGAGUUCGCGGGCCAUAGCCCUCUAUCGACGCCGGUGCAUUCACAUCCCCUCGCGCUCGACGCGCCGUCGGCUAGCGGUCGUCGGACGCGCCAUCGCAACAGCAACGCGACGGAGAUAUCGACGACGUCGACUCCGAGCAGGCGUGGCAGCAGUCCGCCCACUACGAGAUCGCACCUCCUGGACAGCCCGAACGAAAGGGGCCAUGCACACGACGGAACCGGACCCACUUGGGACGGAAGCGUGCGCAGGUACGCGAAGGAGAAGCGGAGAUCGCUGAACGUGACUCUUGGUGACCGCAAGGCAUCAUCGAACUCGCUGUCUGUGCUCUGGGAAGGCCAGCGAGAAAGGUCCGGCUCGCAUCGUGCGCCGCCUCUGAUCGUCGUCGGUCCGUCUCCCGAGAAACCGGUCAGGAGCGAUACAGGUGCUGGCACGGCUGUGGACCCGAUCCUUGCGACUCGUUGGCACGAAUACUCGGACACUGCGAUCCAAUCGGCCGUCUCGCAGCUUACGGCCUCAUACUCUCCCGCCGAUCCCAAGUCCUCGUCUCAUCCAUACCACGAAGUCGUGCGGACGCUCAGCGCGGCCGUGCACAACCUUACGAAAGCUAGGCUUGAACUAGAAGAGACGAGGAAGAAACUGGAGGAGAAGGAGCGUAGCAUGAAGGAAAGGGCACAAAACCUCGUGGGCGAGCUGAGAGGCGCCGAGAAGGACGUCGCGAGGAGGCUGUUGCAGAGUCUAUUCACUGACGACGAUGAGGAGAAGCAUCAGGUUAAGAGGCAGCAGAGUCAGAUGUCUAUAACAGAGUCUCUCACCGAGGCCAUUGAGGACGAAGUGCCCAUCUCUCGCUCCCAUCCGGAUCAACAUACCAUACCGCCGCCUCCAUUCUCCCUCACGUCAUCUGAUCGACGCAAGGAAGGAAACUUUACGCCGACCGAUUCCGGUCCUGCCGACGCUAGAUCCAUCACCUCCUACUUCUCAGGGAGAGGUGGCGGAGAAACUGCAUCCGUAGCGUCCGGCGAUCACGAGAGCUCUUCUCAGCGUGCAGAGAAGGACAAAACCGACAAGGCGUUUAUCGGAGAUUGGAUGGGCACAUGGUGGACGAAAGGCAGAACUGCGAGAGACAGGUCGGCCUCAUCACGAUCUGCAGCCCCUUCCAAUCCCACUACCACGUCGUCGCCGAGUCGGGAUCCAUCGGUACCUCCACCAUCUUCCGAGGACGAGCCGUCCGUUCAAGAGAUUCUAGCCCAGCAAGACCUCCAGGACGACCCUGGAGCUACCGUCACCUCGAAACCCACCCGGAGCUCCAAACCUUCAGAACAGAGACGGAAAGCGAGAAGCGUCUUUGGGACUCUCAGUUUUGGGAUGCUUGGCUCAGCCACAUCCACCUCGGGUUCGGGUCAGGGUCAGUCCACCAAGAAGCCAGCCCUCGCUCCGGCAUUGUCUUCCAGAUCUGUUCCGUCUCUCGCCGGCGUCACCGUGUCUCCAGAGGACGACGGAAAUGAGGAGUUAACGCCAACGACCCGUCCCCGUCCUUUCAGUGCGCCGAACACCGCUCAGAGUAUCCUCCUCGACUCCCCGGAGGAUUCCACCAAACUUCCUCAGGGCUCCUCCUUACGCGCCAUAGUGCAUGCGACGCGCGUCAUGACAGCCGAUGCGUCCAGCAUACUCGCGGACGGCGGGGCGGAAGCAGGGCCUUUGAUCAAGGAGCUGGCCUUCGCGCUAGUCUCAAAUGCGAGGGCGGAAAGCGUCACGCUGAGAGAGAAACUAAGGGACCGCAAGCCGAAAUCGCGCCAGUCAGACGUCCACGCGCGAGAGACUUCCGUUCCGACGGCCGCGCCUCCAUCCUCAUCGCCCACGUCGGAGCGGCCGCCUGCGGGGAGGAGGAAGAGCAACCCCGGGUUGUCGCUCGCUUCGGAUGCUGUCAAUGCUCCUGCAUCCACGACGAAACGGAACAGGUCAAACCUCUUGAGCGACGCGUUUGGCUCCGCGAGUCCUAUGUUUGGGGACUUCUUCGCGCAGCAACAGAGGCGGAUCAGCAGCGUCGUCGACGCGGUGCAGAAAGGCACGGGCGUGCAGGUAGUCGAGACCCAGCAUCCGUCCGCUUCACAAGCGGGUGGCGGUGGCGGGCUGCAGGUUGCGCCGGCUAGACCGCCAGGCGCACGAUCGGUUGCGCUGGAGAGCAUCAUACCCGAAGCCUUCAAGCCGCCCACCCAAUAUCUUUCGCGCACCUAUACUCCGCUCACAGCGCGCGACUUUCGGGCGUCGAUACCUUUGCCGAACUCGGCCGUCUCUAGGUUGUCUAUCUACGGUGGACAAGAUCAAGAGCCGUUGACCGACAGAUACGGGUUUAUGUACGACGUCAGCGAGUACGACCUGCUCUUGUUACUCAGGGCGAGGGAGUGCGGGAACUCGGCACCUGCAUGUCUGACGGGGGUAAAGAUUGCGGAUAGGAGAGAAGAUGAGGACUGGGAUGGAGAGCAGGAGGAGCAGGGGCAGAUUGAAGUCAUCAGAGGGGUUUGCGACUGCGGAGGGGAAGGCAUCGUACCUGGGGACGGGAUGGGAAACGAAGGCCACGAUGGGGAUUCGAUAUCGACCAGGAGCGUCAAAUCCCGGACCAGCUCUCCGUCGAGGGAUCGACAGCGAUCUUCUACCCUUUCUGGAUCCGCAUCCACUGCGCCGACGUCGGUCCCGUCCUUGAAGUCGGACACGUCCGUGCUCUCCCUGGAGCCUGCUACGCUGAGGCACACGUGUGCCGCCACAGUGCGCAAAUUGCUGGGUCAGUUGAAAGACAUCCACGACCAGCGCCAGGUGAACAGGAGGAAGGAAUGGGACGUGUUCGUACGAAGGCGAUCCAAAGCGAGGUCAAGCAAAAGUUCGAACGCCAACGCCCUUUCGUCCCAGUCAGGGAGUGGAGCAGCUGCUGUGCUCGGUCUGGAGCGAGACCUUGACGAGGAGGAGCUUGAACACUCCGAAGGGCUGAUUGGAUUCGCGCAGCUGGGCUUGUCGGGCAGCAAGGACGAGAAGAGAGAGCUGGAGAAGUUGGUGCGCGGCGGGAUUCCGCUAGUCUACAGGAGCAAACUCUGGUUCGAGUGCUCGGGGGCGCUGGAGAUGCGGGAACCGGGACUGUUCACAGACUUGCUGGCUGGACAGGGAUCGAAAGACGUGGAAAUGGAGAUCGAGAAGGAUGUGGGCCGGACCAUGCCCCUAAACGUCUUCUUUGGCGGCGAUGGGGCAGGAGUGGAUAAGCUGAGGCGCGUCCUCGUCGCGUAUAGUCGGCGUAACCCGUCUGUUGGCUACUGCCAGGGGAUGAACCUCGUCACAUCCACCCUUCUCCUGGUGCAUGCCGAUGAAGAGGAAGCGUUUUGGGUUCUUUCUGCCAUCAUCGAACGCAUCCUUCCCGAGGACUUUUUUGCUCCGUCUUUACUGCCGUCUCGCGCAUGUCCGCUUGUGCUGCUGGACUACGUGAAGGAGUUCACGCCCAAGUUGUCUGCCCACUUGCAGGAGCUGGGGGUGGACCUCGCAGCUAUAUGUUUUUCGUGGUUCUUGUCUUUAUUCACAGAUUGUUUACCUGUGGAGACCUUGUUCAGGGUCUGGGACCUGUUUCUCAUGGACGGGCUCGAUGUCCUGUUCCGUAUCGCGCUUGCGAUCCUCAAGAACAACGAGCAAGAACUACUGGCGUGCAGAUCGGUGCCUGCUCUGUACGUUGCAUUGGAGAGCCUACCGACGCGCAUGUGGCCCGCCGACAAGCUCCUCGCACAGGAGAUGGAGCUACGUUCGUCCAUAGGCCAUGCAGACCUAGUGAAGAGGCGAAAUGUGCGCGUCGAGGAAUUACGCAAACUUAUGACUUGAGGAAGCUGCUGUCUCUCCACCAAGCUCGUCACUGUCCCCAUCUGCCAAUCUAAUGUACUGUAAAUCGCUUUCGUUAUGCUUCGUUCGUUGUCCGCGUUUCUCAGCUCGCACUCCGUUGUUCGCCCUACACAUGCAUAAUUGCCACCAUCCCGGACGUCAUCACGAAAAUGGAUUCUCACUUCUGUAUUC